AUGGCAGAAAAAAUUCCUAAUGAAAUUGUUAUACCUUCCUGUUCAAAAUAUGAAGUAAUUGAUACUAAGUUAAAUACUGAAAAAAAGAGAGAAUUAUCAAUAUCUGAAUCUGAAGAUGAAUGCAAUGGUGUAACACUUUGCAAGAAUCAAAUUCAUCAAUCAAAUUCUGUUUGCCGUACAAACAUAGAAGUUAUCAAAAAAGAUGUUGAUGUUUUUAAAAGAAAUACUAAAAGUCUUUCCGAUGAUGAGGUAAAAGUAUUGUUAGAGUUAUCAUAUAAUUUUGAUGACGAAGACAACAUUCACAGCAAAGUCCAAACAAUCGAAGAUAUUUCUUUGAGUGAUGAAAUUGAAAAUUCUUUAGCAGAGUUAAAUAACGAAAAUGAAAAAUACUUGGGGAUAACAUUAAAUAAAAAUGAUUAUAAUGAAGAAGAGUCUGUUGAAGAAGUUGUUAAACAAACCAUAGAAGAUAUUCUUGUUUCAUUGGAUUCUUCAAAUAGUUUUUGUGUUGGCCUUCUAAAUGUAACCAAGAAUAUUAACGAUUUUGAAAAUAUAUUAGAACCAGUUGAUGAUGUAUGUAUUAAUGAGAGUUUAACAUGUCAAGAAAAAAUAAGCUUAAUUUCAAACUCCAAUCAAGAAUAUGAGUUACCAAAGACUGUGUCUGCGAUUUAUGAACACAAUAAUAAUUAUUUUACUGAUUUAAAAAAUAUUCCAGACUGUGCAGUACAAUUGAAUAUGUCAAUUGUAUCAAAUGAAACAGUACUGGAUGAUAAGAAAAAUAGUAUUUUUUUUGAAGAUCAAAGCUUAUUAUUAAGAAAUAAUUGUUCUGAAAGUAGCAUAUACCAAUGUGAAGAAUUUUUUAACACUGAAAUUGAAGUGAAUAGUGGUGAAUUGCCACAAACUUAUGAAGUUAAUUUUCAUUUUAGAAGUGAUCCUAUAGAAAUAGAUCAAGAUAAUUUUAUUGAUUUAACUAAAUGUGUGAAUGAUGAUGAAAUCAUAAUAUCGGAUGAUGAUUAUACAAUUAUAAUUAAUGAGGAAAUGGAGUGUAAAAGAUUAUUUGAGAACAUAAAUUCUGAAAUAGAAACUAGUUAUGAAGAAUUAACUCAAUUGUCUAUAGAUAACAAUAAACAAAUUGGUAUUGAAAAGUUGAUUAUCCAAGAAUAUAAAUUGAAUGAGGUAAUUAAAUAUGAUGAUGAUGAUCGAAAAAAUAUAUGUAAAAGUUCUCAAACUUUGAACAUUCAAGAAAAACAUAAUAUUGAUCCGUCAAACAUAGUAGAUUUGAUUGAUGUAAAUUGUCAAGAUGAUUCUCAAUCAACGAUUUGUGAUCACGAUUAUUACAACAAAUAUUAUGUAGAUGAUGAAACUAUGUUAGAAAAUGGGUAUGGUACAUCUAAAAUUAAUGCUGAAAAUAAGAAUAUACAUAUUUUAAAAAGAUCCAUUCAAAAUGAAGAUGAAAGGCUUUCAAAGAUGCUUAACAAAGAGAAAAAUGAUUUAGAAGUGGAUAAAAAUUGUUCAGAUAAAGUAACUGUGUCAGAAACUUGUGAUGAUUAUUUUUACAAAAAUGUUUCUAGUGUUUCUACACCAUUUCUGAAUGAAAAUGAUUUUUUGGAGGUAACAAGAGAACAUGGGAAAAGAUCAGAUCAAGAAGUCAAAUUGAGUAUGUCUACUAAUUAUGAAAAUAAUGAAACAAUAUUUAAUAAUAAUAAAAUUGAUGAACGAUGUGAAAGAAGUUUGUCAUUCAAUUCUAUUGAUGUAAAAAGAGGUUUUGAAUAUUCCAAUAAUGAUUCUGAAAACUCAAAUGAAUCUCUAUUAUUCAUGCCAUCUAGCAAAGAUUUAAAAAAAUAUGGAAUAGAAUGUGAAGAACAUGAAAAAUCUAUUUCCCCAUCUCUGAAUAAUUUAGAAAAUAAUAUCAGCAAUACAAAAGUUGUUCCUCAAUACAAAUCUCUAUGCUUAAAAAUAAAUGAUGUAUCUAAAAAUACAAAUAAUUUUGUAAGUUCUAGUUCUACAAAAGACUAUGAAGAUAAUGUUAAAUAUUUCUAUGAUUGCGAUAUUAGCAGCAUUGAAAAUUCUGAUGAAGAAGAUAAUAUAUUGUUGUCUUUUGGAAAAGAUACUUCAAUUGAUAAUUGCAUUUUUGUUAAAAAUCAAGACAGAUUGAAUGCAACCAAUAAUAUUAAUAAUGAACAAACUUUAUAUGAUAAUGAUUCAAAAAUUCAAGAUUUAAGUUCUUCCUCUGAGAGUUGUAAUAAUUUGAGUAAUGUUGUGGAAACUCCAGUUCCAUUUAUUUAUUCACCUAGUCAUGAUCAUCAGUAUGGUCAGAUUUUAAGUACAAGUAUGGCUAAGAAACAAAUUUUACAUGAUAAACCUGAAGUUUCUAUCUUUAAAAAUGAUAUUCAAUGUUGUACAAUGAAUCCAGCAUCAGAUAGUAAUUUUAAUGAGGAACAACAUUUAGAAGAUUCAAAUGAAAAACAUAAUCAAAACAAUAAAAAUAAGUUAAUUUCUAUGCAUAAGUCAACUAUAAAAAAGUCUCAAAAAUCCUUUAAAAAUAAUGAAUCCGAAACAAUAUCUAAAUUCAAUUGUGAGGAGAUAGCUAAAAUAAAUACAGUUCAAUUCAGUAGUUUUGAUAUGGAUAAAAGUGAGGUUAACAAAAAAAAAUAUUUAGAAGAAAUUAUUAAGAAUGAAAAAUUAUUUAAUAAAUUUGAUGAGAAAUUGGAUAUAAACGAAUCAGUCAUCUCACCUUAUAUAUCUCAGUCUUUAGAUAAAUCUACUAAUUCUCGAAGUGCAUUGGCAAAAAAAGCAACAGCAGAUAUAAAUAUCCAUGCUAUGAGUGAAAAAGCUUUGAACAUAUAUUUAACUCAACAAACAAUGACAUUAGAUGUUUUAGAGGUUUUACAUAAGUCUUUAGAUACAUGUCCAUCAUCUGGUAUAUUGAUGCAAGACCCAGAAGGGUUAGUUGUGUCUCUCAUGCCACAUCAAAAACAUGCUAUUGCUUGGCUAAGUUGGAGAGAAAGUCAAGAGCCAUGCGGCGGAAUACUAGCGGAUGACAUGGGUUUAGGUAAAACGCUCACCAUGAUAUCAUUGGUUUUGAAAGAAAAACAAGACAGUUUAUUAUCAAUGGUGUCUAUUGACAACAGAAGUACUGAUGUUAUAAUUGGUGGGACUUUGAUUGUUUGUCCGGCAUCCUUAUUGAGUCAAUGGGAAAAUGAAUUUAAGACCAAAUUGAAACCAGGAUUUUUAAAAGUUGCUCAGUUUAAUAGCAUAAAUAGAAAUAUAGCUGCUAUAGAAUUAGCUAGAUAUGAUGUUGUAAUGACAUCAUAUAAUAUAAUAAUGUGGGACUACAAAAAAAAAAUGUUUCUGUUAAGUCCAUUCUUUAUUAAAUGGAAGCGAAUCAUAUUGGACGAGGCUCAUCAAAUAAGAAAUAAAAAGACACAAACGUCUUAUGCUGUUUGUAAGACAAAAUCUAUGUGUCGGUGGGCUAUAACAGGAACACCUAUUCAUAAUAAAGAAGCUGAUUUCUUUACUCUUCUAAAAUUCAUUCGUUGUCAUCCAUUUGAUGAUUGGAAUGUCUGGAAGAGGUGGGUUUGCAAUAAUGAUGAUGCUGGGAAACAUAGAUUAUUCCUGCUCGUUAAAACAUUAAUGCUUCGUCGAACAAAACGAGAACUUUCCAAAUACACAACAUUCAAAAUACCUACUAAAAAUGUUCAUGAAAUUGAAAUUGAAUUAUCAAAAGAAGAACGAAAUGCUUACGAAAAAGUACUUCAAUUUUCAAGUAAUCUUUUUGCUACAUAUUUAUACGAUAAAGCAGCAAAAGAAAAAGUAUUUGACUCUAAUAUCAAAGUACAAAGUAAAGUUCAAUAUUUUCAAGAACAAAGUCAAGAUAAAGACAAAAUUUUCAAAGAUCACCCUGAGUUACUUAUGUUCAAAAAGUUUAAAAAUAUUGAGGAAAUACAAACACAUCAUAUAUUGGUAUUACUUUUAAGAUUGAGACAAAUUUGCUGCCAUCCAACUUUAAUUAAAGGACCUAUAAACGAAGGGAAUAUUAAUGAAGACGUAGAGAGUAUCCUAGAAGAUUUUAAUGAAGUUAGUGAAGGUGAUUCAACUAUUAGUGAUUCAUUUUAUAAUGAAAUCACCGAAAUAGUGGACUGUCCAAACAUUAUUGACUUAUCAAGACUUAUGAGUCACCUUACACUUAACGAAGAACCUGCUAAGAAAAAUCCCGAGUUAAACAGUGACAAUAACAUUUUCAAAAAAACUUGGAUUUCUACCAAAAUAAAAGUUAUUUGUGAUUUGGUAAAAAAAAAUAUAUUAAUCGGUGGAACUGAUAAGGCCAUAAUUGUUUCGGAAUGGCCGAGCUUUUUAUAUUUAAUAAGGAAAAAUUUGGCUCAUUAUAAAACAGAAAUGUUUUCUGGAGCAAUUCCUAUCGUAAAAAGGAAUAAAAUCAUUCGGGAAUUUAAUAACCCGGAUGGAGGACCACAGAUUUUAUUGCUGUCACUGAAAGCUGGAGGUGUUGGUCUUAAUCUCAUGGUGGCAAAUCAUUUGUUCCUUAUGGAUGUUCAUUGGAACCCUCAAAUGGAAGCACAGGCUAGUGACAGAGUAUACAGAGUAGGCCAAAAAAAAACGGUGAACAUAUAUAAAUUUAUAUGUUCUAAUACGAUUGAAAAAAGAAUACUCGACAUUCAGAUUAAGAAAUUACAGAUCGCUAAUAAUUUAUUUGAGGGUACCAGUGCAAUUACAUCUAAAAUAACAUUGGAUGAUUUAAAACAGAUUUUUCAAUUCCAGUAAAUACAUUCAACUAUUUUUUCUUAGAAAAUUAUGUUUAAUAUUAAGUUUAUACUUUAUAUUUCUGAAAUUUAUUUUGGUUGAAUGUCAU
Molecule: messenger RNA, 4864 nt
Organism: Rhopalosiphum maidis (corn leaf aphid)
Lineage: Eukaryota; Metazoa; Arthropoda; Insecta; Hemiptera; Aphididae
Product: ATP-dependent helicase ULS1-like
Exons: 34
Coding region: 1-4776 (1591 amino acids)
Molecular function (GO): ATP-dependent chromatin remodeler activity; ATP binding
Source: RefSeq, a predicted model, not a curated record